AUGGGCGGUUUCCCCAACCCAAACGACUGCUCUAAAUGUGUCUGCCCUGGAGGAUAUGCUGGAGAUCUGUGUACUGAAAGACCUGAUGAAGGGUGCGGGCGCAAAAUUGACGCAACGGAAGAGUGGGAGACUCUCACUGAUGUUUUGGGAGAUUAUAGUGUNCGACAGCCCCUGGAAGAUUUCAAAAAGUGCCAUUACUGGAUCGAAUCUCCCAGAGGAACUGAGAUCGUGGUAGAAAUUGUCAGUCUCAAAGGCCACCAAGCUGUUGACGGUUGUGUAUAUACUGGUGUGGAAAUCAAGACGAACAAAAACCAGCAGCUCACUGGUUACAGAUUCUGUGCUCCUCAAGCGGCUGGAAAAACAUUUCGCUCAUUCACUAAUCGAGUUCCAAUAAUGACGUGGAACAAAGUUUUUAAAUCUGAAACGGUUUUACGUUUCAAACACGUUGCGCCGAUUGCUCCGCACAUGAAGAAUGCCAUGUUUGCCAGGUUGGCACUGGGUGAAAUGUCGGAGUUCCACUGCACUUCGCCAGUGCAAUGGAACUACGAUACUACCACCAGCUCUUACGAUCAGGCAAGUAAUGAAAUAUGA
Messenger RNA from Haemonchus placei, 591 nucleotides. NCBI's taxonomy places the organism in Eukaryota, Metazoa, Nematoda, Chromadorea, Rhabditida, Trichostrongylidae. The record is from the annotation of a GenBank genome assembly.